Molecule: messenger RNA, 1265 nt
Organism: Mercurialis annua (annual mercury)
Lineage: Eukaryota; Viridiplantae; Streptophyta; Magnoliopsida; Malpighiales; Euphorbiaceae
Product: probable 3-hydroxyisobutyryl-CoA hydrolase 3
Exons: 13
Coding region: 64-1116 (350 amino acids)
Biological process (GO): L-valine catabolic process
Molecular function (GO): 3-hydroxyisobutyryl-CoA hydrolase activity
Source: RefSeq, a predicted model, not a curated record
AUGGUCUACUUAUCAAUAUCAUUCAACUCCAAACUUACAAAUCCUAUAAAUCUGAAUUAGAAUAUGGCUUCUCACUACAAGGUUGAUAGGGAACUCAAUCAGGUAUUAUUUGAAGGAGACUCAGUUUUCAGAAAGGUGAUACUAAAUAGACCAAACAAGUUAAAUAGUUUGAACUAUGAAAUGGUUUCUCAAAUGCUAAGGAAUUUAAGAGCCUUUGAGAUGAAUUCCAGUGUCAAAUUUGUGAUUUUGAAGGCAAAUGGGAAAGCAUUUUGUGCUGGGGGUGACGUUCUAUCAAUUGUUGGUUCCAUGAUGAAAGGACAUUGGAGUUUUGGAGCAAGAUUUUAUAAGAAACAAUUGAAGUUGGACUAUUUAACUGCUACAUAUAAGAAACCUUUGAUUCCACUUAUUGAUGGUAUCGUAAUGGGAGGUGGCGUUGGAUUGUCCAUGCAUGGAAGGUUUAAGAUUGUUACCGAGAAAGCUGUAUUUGCUAUGCCAGAAGCUUCCAUAGGACUAUUCCCAGAUGUUGGGGCGUCACAUUUUCUUUCUAGGCUCCCAGGGCAUUUUGGAGAAUACUUAGGACUUACCGGAGCCAGACUAAAUGGAGUAGAAAUGUUUGCAUGUGGCCUCGCUACACAUUUUGUUCUCUCCAGAGAUUUGCCUUCGUUGGAAAAUGCUCUCCAAACACUAAUAUCAUCGGAGAAUACAUCAAUUGAUGAAGUUAUUAACAAAUUUUCACAAAGGCCUAAGCUUAAGGAAGACAGCAUUUAUAAGAGAUUGGAGAUAAUUAAUGAAUGUUUCUCCAAAGAUAGAGUUGAGGACAUCUUACUUGCUCUUGAAAAUGAGGCAAAAAACAAAGAGGAGAAUUGGGUUAUUAGAGCAAUAAAGUCCAUGAAAUCAGCCAGCCCUACAAGCCUCAAAAUUACUUUAAGAUCGGGAUCAAGGGCAAUGCUAUUUGAUAAGGAUAAAAAACCAAAGUGGGAGCCAUCAAAACUAGAAUUGGUGAGCGAAGAAAUGGUGGACCGUUGUUUUGCUGGUAUUGAUGAUGAUGACUGGAAGUAUUUGAAACUUCCACCUUCCAGAAUCCCUCCAUUAGAGUUUUUGAAGCCAAAGCUCUAAAUGCUAAAAUAUAUAUUUAUUCAAUGGGUGUUAUUGCAGAUGUACGAUAAUUAUUUCUGCAAUUUUAAUCUUCAAUAAUUAUGUAAUCUGUGGGUUAAUAUUUGUUGAAAUAUGUUUGAAUAAGGGUGUAAUAAUGAUAAUAUUUAUCA